AAAUAUUGGCAUUUAGCAUUUAUGCUGCCCAACUUUUAGUGACUCAGCCAAAUUGCUAAAAGCUGUGUGGUGUAGACAAAGCCGGAGAUCUCAGCUUUAAGGAAGGCGGUGUGCAGACAAUGUUGACCUGCUGCUGUCUGUGUCUAAAGCAGGAGAUGUUCUAUUCCCGUCGCCAUCCUGGCCAGGUUUCCUUUGUGAUGUUGGGCAAGUCACCUAAUCUCUCUGCUACCGUUCCUCCUUGUAAAGUGAGAUUAAUACCAUCUCAGAGAGGCAUUAAGCAAAAUUAAAUGUGUAGCACUUGAAGAUCACAUAGUUUAUUAGGUAGCUGUUAGAGCAGGCAUGUUUGCUGUUGGAAAUGGGGAGGUAAACAAAGGGAAUGAGGAAAGGAUGCGGUUCCAGAGCUUGGAAUGCUCUGUCAUUCUGACAAGCUUACUGUGUCCAGCAGCAAGUCAAAGCCUGCUUUAUGGGGUUUGUUUUUUCCAGGAGUGAAGAUUUGGGACUCUGCCUGGCUUGCUGGCGGUUUGAUAGAGCUCAAAGCUUUGUACCUCUUAAGUCAGAAAUUUGACUCCGGCUCAGUUUGACAAAGUCAGGGUGUUGGCAACUUGUAUGAAAUGAUGUUCUGUGUCAUAUUCCAGUUCCCAGGAGGCAAAUGAUUUCAGCAUAACCAGUAUCACAAUUUGGAGCAGCUUGUAUUUAGAGCCCUAAAACUGCAUGAAUCAUUGUUUUGAUCACUGUAGGUAUGUCUACGCUGCACUUAGACACCAGCAGGCUUGGGUUCUCAAAGCUUGGACUAGGGGCUUUUUGGCUUGGGCUGGACAUUCCCAUCUCACAGGGUCCUGGAGUCCCAACAUCAUUCUGUACCGCAGUUAAACAGUUCCUUAGUGCAAGCUGUGCAAGCCCAAGUCAACACAGCCAUGGGUUUUCAGUUGCUGUUUAGCCACAGCUGUGAGUGAUGGUUUGGCCAAAGAAUGUGGUGCAGGACAGCUGGCUGCUGUACAUGGUGGCGUGUGUAUGUUGCUUAAGGUGUCAGGACAUUCUAGCUUGGAACCUCUUACUUGAAAGAAAAUUAGUAAAAACAUAAGAGGAAGUGGUGGGGGAGGUAGGACAGUUACUGGAAAGCUCAAGCAGAGGGUUAAGAACAAGAGGUCAUCAACCGGAAGGGCAGUUAAUGUAUAAGAGAUGCAUCCUUUUGGUGUUUGUGCUUCAGACUGGGAGCUGGAGACUGAGCUGCCAAUUCUGGCUUCACAUUAACUAGCUUGGCCUGUUUUCCACAAUCUUAUCUCAUGUUCUGGUUUCCUAACCCCCAGACACAGGAUUAAAAUAAGCUUUAAGAUGAGCAGCGACCUACAUAUCUGGCUCAUAGUGAGGUAAUUGGGAGACAUAAUAUAAGAGGAUGAAAUGUGUUUUGGUCAGAUAGUGUUCAGCAGAGAUGCUUUUAAAAUAAUUAGUGGGCUUGGUCUGUACCCACCUGCUUCUGCCAGUUUGUCAAUUGGGCCUAGUGAUGUGCUACGUUGCAGAGGGAGAGGCUUUGUUAAUUCCCUGCCAAGCUGCCUGCCUUUGUGGCUUAGCUGGUGUAACUUACUGCUGUGCUAGUAGGGGAGAGGAGAGGCUGCACAUUACUGAGGAAACACAUCAGUUUUGCAGGGGGUUGGAGAAGUGAAGAGAACGUUAGGAAGAUCAGGUCUGUGGAGAGAUGCCGUCCGACGUAACGGAAUCCUCCGAGGGAGUAGAUGAGACUGAGAAUGUUCACUAUGAGGAAACGGAAGAGGACAAUGAUGUCAGUCCCACUGACCUCUCAGAGAUGCUGAAGGAGGGAACCAAAGAGUCUCAUGAUCGUGCAGAGAACACUCAGUUUGUCAAAGACUUCCUGAAAGGACGGAUCAAAAAGGAACUCUUUAAGCUGGCUACUGUGGCACUUUACUAUACAUACUCUGCCUUGGAAGAGGAAAUGGACCGCAACAAGGACCACCCUUCAUUUGCCCCUUUGUACUUCCCUCAAGAGCUUCAUCGGAAGGAGGCAUUGGCUAAAGACAUGGAGUAUUUCUAUGGGGAAAACUGGAAAGAGAAGAUCCAGUGUUCAGAGGCAACGCAGUGUUAUGUAGACAGAAUCCAUCAUGUUGGACAGUAUGAGCCAGAGCUGCUGGCAGCCCAUGCCUACACCCGAUACAUGGGGGACCUUUCUGGGGGCCAGGUACUCAAGAAAGUAGCCCAGAGGGCCCUGAAGCUGCCCAGUUCUGGGGAAGGGAUCCAGUUCUAUGUGUUCGACAACGUUUCCAAUGCGCAGCAAUUCAAGCAGUUCUACAGAGCCAGGAUAAAUGCCCUGGACUUGGACAAGAAAACCAAGGAGAGGAUUGUGGAAGAAGCUAAUAAGGCAUUUGAAUUCAACAUGCAGGUAUUUGAUGAAUUGGACAAAGUUGGGGCAUUACUAACAGAAGAGGCCCAGGAUGGAGGGUUCCCAGUGCAUGAUGGAAAAGGAGACCUGCGGAAGUGCCCAUACUAUGCCACAAAACUAGCAGGCACAGGGGACCCUGGCUGCCCGUAUCACAUUGCCAUGGCUUUGCUGAAGCAGCCCACCAUGCAGUGUGUCCUUGCUGCUUGUAUUGCCCUGGCUGCAGGUGUGGCAGCCUGGUAUGUGUUAUGAUGGAUGAACGCUAGUUGGUGUUAUCCCACAUUCACACAAGAAGAUGAACACUUUCUAGGACUGUUCCUCUGCUACUGGUGGAGUUUUUGAUACAAGAUUUAAUUGAAUAAUAAAGCAGAAUCUGCAGGGAAUGCCUAGGACUAUUUGCAUACAAAUAACACAUACUGCAUGGUAACACACCUAGUAAUUUAUAUAAUUACCCAGCAAGGUUCUGAGCUGUUGACUACAAUUCCUGCACUAAAGUUAGGACCUACACCAGGCAGUUGUGGAGCUAAAGUCAGGGGAUGGCUUUAGCCAACUCUUCAUUUACCUGAACAGGCUGGUGUUUUCUCCCCAGCUGUCUGAUUGUGUUCCUUGCCCCUUUCAGCACAGUAAGGCUCUUCAUAUGCAGCUAGGCACUCAGCCUGUGACAGAGCAGGCUUAAAUCGGGUGUUGCGCUUUGUCCUCCACAAGGAGAAGGUGGUGGGGAAUUCAGACUGCUCCAGACACAGCUCCUAUAGCUGAUGCUUUGCUUAUGGUCUCAGUAGCUCCAAAGGCAGAAUAACUUGCUGCUCAGGUUGCAGUGGCCCCUAGGUUCAAAAUCACUUUUAUGAAUUGGGGCCCUUUUGCCCUGGCAUGUAGCAAUUGCUGAGCAAACUGUUCCUCAAAGGUGGGUGGGGAGCAAGUCCUUGUAUAUUAAAGUUAAUGGUUAAUUUUCAUGUAACUUAUAUUGUGAUAAAUCUUUGACCUAAUAAAGUUUAUACUCUGAA
Molecule: messenger RNA, 3390 nt
Organism: Pelodiscus sinensis (Chinese soft-shelled turtle)
Lineage: Eukaryota; Metazoa; Chordata; Testudines; Trionychidae
Gene: HMOX2
Product: heme oxygenase 2
Biological process (GO): heme oxidation; heme catabolic process; response to oxidative stress
Molecular function (GO): heme oxygenase (decyclizing) activity; heme binding
Source: RefSeq, a predicted model, not a curated record